Molecule: messenger RNA, 652 nt
Organism: Hyposmocoma kahamanoa
Lineage: Eukaryota; Metazoa; Arthropoda; Insecta; Lepidoptera; Cosmopterigidae
Exons: 2
Coding region: 53-652 (199 amino acids)
Molecular function (GO): DNA binding
Source: RefSeq, a predicted model, not a curated record
CGUGUUUCACAGCCCCACUUCAUCUAAUAAAUACGCGCUACUCUUUACCAUCAUGGCAGCUACACGGAAGUAUUAUGAGUGGAACGAAACAAGCAUGAAACUUGCGAUUACUGCUUUAAAAAGGAAGGAGUGCGACUUAAAUGAAGCUAGUCGGGUAUAUGGUGUACCAAAAGCCACGUUAAAGCGCAGAUUCGAUGGGACCAAUAAGAAUGCCAAAGACGAGAAGCAAGUCAGGGGAUCUUCUGCUCAUUUAACUCCUGGGUUGGAAGAAAAAUUGUAUGAACACAUUUUAGAAAUGGAAGCUUGUCUGUAUGGGGUCACUCCAAAUGAUGUAAGAAGACUAGCAUACCAAAUCGCAGAGAAAAACAAUACAAACCAUCGAUUUAAUAAAAACAAGGCCAUGGCCGGGAAAAAAUGGUAUUAUGCAUUUUUAAAGAGAUACCCACAACUGAGCUUGCGACAACCACGAGCCACGUCACUGAAUAGAGCUACUGCUUUUAAUAAACCAACAGUGCAAGACUUUUUCAAUAAACUGGAGGCAGUCAUGGAUGAACACAAUAUUAAGGACCCAAGACAAAUUUAUAAUAUGGAUGAGACGGGUCUAUCCACGGUACAGAGGAAAGUAAGAAAAAUACUAGCACCAAAAGGUUAG